GACAGCCUGAAAUAGCCUUGUUGCAGUUCACUUCAGGAGUUCCGGCGAGGACGAGAACCAACAACAACAUCCCCACUUCCCCAACCGUCUCCUCGAAUCCCCGCCCCCCCCCCCCCCCCCCCCCCCCCCCCCCCCCCCCCCCCCCCCCCCCCCCCCCCACCCCCGCGCCGUCGCCCUCGCCUCCGCCCGGGAUCCUCGCCCGCGUCGCCAGCAAUGCAGCUGUAUCACCAUCCGUAUUCACUAGACAGUCAGAAGGUGCGGAUAGCCCUGGAAGAGAAGGGUAUUGACUACACAUCAUAUCAUGUCAAUCCACUAACAGGGAAAAACAUGAAUGUGGCCUUCUUCCGAAUGAACCCUUCAGCGAAGCUCCCUGUCUUCCAAAAUGGCGCUCAUGUCAUUUUCCGUGCCAUCGAUAUCAUCCAGUACUUAGACAGACUCGCGGUGCACUUAAGCGGCGAAAUCCAGCCUGUGAAUACUGAGGUUCUCCAAUGGAUGCAGAAAGUUGAUGGUUGGAAUCCUAAGAUGUUCACACUAACUCACACCCCACUAAAGUACCGUGCGUUUGUCUCCAAGUUCAUACGCCGGGUGCUGAUUGCUCGGAUGGCUGAAGCCCCAGAUUUAGCUAGCAUGUACCAUGUCAAGCUCCGUGAUGGUUAUGAGACCGAAGACAGACUGAAGGACCCCGAGACUAUGCGGCAAAGUGAGGAAGAGCUGAGCAAACUUCUGGAUGAUGUUGAGGCACAGCUCAACAAGACCAAGUAUCUCGCUGGCGAUGAAUUCUCACCAGCUGAUUCAAUGUUCAUUCCCAUUCUUGCACGAAUAGCCCUUCUUGAUCUUUAUGAGGAAUACAUCAGUAGCAGGCCCAGGGUCCUGGAGUACCACACAUUGGUCAAGCAGAGGCCAAGCUACAAGGUUGUAAUUGGGAAGUACUUCAAUGGGUGGAAGAAGUACCAUACUCUCUUCAGGACCUCGUUCUUCCUUUGUGUUCGAACCUUGUUCCGAAAAUACUAGGUGGUUCAGCGUGUUGCGUAGCCGAUCCAUGCUGAACCAGUGUGUACAGUGAGUUUAGGCUGAAUAUAUGACCAUCAUGUGUUUUUCCUCCAAGGCCAGGCUGAUGGUUCCUGAGAGUUUUGUUUUCUAUACACCUGUCUUCUCCAAUGUCGCUGUUUAGAGCCUACAGAAUCUAGAUGUUGAAUUACUUACAGAAUAAUAGGCCUAUAUGUAUGGUUUGGGUUUUCUUUAUACAACGCGUCUCUCUUCAUGGACAAAUAUUAUUUCUAUCAUCUGUUCUAGCGCGCCUCAUAUCUAAAGUAUCUUGUGCACCAGCUGUCACUGCAAUCUUCUUUUUCAUUUGAUUUUACGUUUUCCAAGUUUGUUAGAGAGCUUAGUUUCCAGUUUCAUAUUACUUCUAACUCAUAGCUUCUGAUUUCAAAUUAAGUUAUGAGUUAAAAUUUGUUUACUCAUAUUUUUCUCAUAGCUUCAUUUUUCUGAUGUCGGCGUGUGUGGGAUUUGUCCGGUGUGUUUUGAUGUUGGGAGUGGGCUCAGCUCUUGUUGUUUCGGUUUUCUUCCGGGUUUUCCGUAAUUAACUGGGCAACAAUCUUCUUAAUCAAUAAAACAGGCAAAACUUUUGCCUUGUGUUAAGAAAAACAAUAUUUUUUUCAUAGCUUAAUUUUUUCGUGCUCAUAUUUUUUAAACUCAAAUAGCAAUAAAAUAUUUUCCUACUGUAUGAGUGCAGAGCUUCCCAGAUAUAUUUAAGCAGAAGAUCUCCAUGCACAUGCUUUACAUGUACAGGACAGGACAAUGGGCCCCAUUAUCAUUGACUCUAGUAUCCACUAGGUGUCUUUAUUACUUGAUCCCCUUAUGGUUGUCGACAUAGUGCACAACACGUCUAUUUAUACAUCAAAGUUGAAACACUUUGUCCAGCAAUUCAAGCUUGUUGUCUGAUACUGUUUUCCUUCAGAUUUUGUAGGCUCCGAGAGUAAGCAGGGAAGAGGAAGAAAGAGAGAGCAUAAGAGCGCUAGGAAUGGGAACAUGGAGGAAAGCUUAACUUUUUUGUUUUCACCUCUAGUGUUGGAGGUGCAAAUAUUUAGUUUUGUGCUUUCCUGAUGUCUCCCAUUCCUAUGGUUCUUGAGCACUCCUUCCUCUCCCCUUUCGCUUGCGCAAUAGAUUAAUGCAUAAACCUUAAAUAUGUGUGCACAUACUUACAUUAUCUGAUAAUCUAAAAGGCUAGUCGAGAAAAGGAAGAAAAGAGAGCCUGAGAGCAGUGGGAAUGGGAACAUGGAGGAAAGCCUAACUUGCUUUGUUUUCGCCUCUAGUGUUAGAGGUGAGAAUUCAGUUUGGUAUUCCCGAUGCCUCCUAUUCCUACUGUUCUCAAGCACUCCUUCCUUUUCUUUUUGGCUUGCUUGGUUGCUUUAGCUUAAAUAGAAACCAAAUAUAUGCGUGCACAUGUUUAAUGUGGGAUCUCAAGAGCGAGCUAGGAAGAGGAAGAAAGAGAGGGUGUAAGAGCAGUGGGAGUGAGAACAUAGAGGAAAGCCUAACUUAGCUGUUCUCCACCUCUUGUGUUGAGGUGGAGAUAUUUCCCGAUGCCUCCCAUUCCUAUUGUCCUUAUGCGCUCCUUCCUCUUCCUUUUUGUUUGCUAAAUCGAUUUAGCAGAAAAACAGAACAUAUAUGUGCAUAUAUUCAGGUGAUGUGAGAUGUCCACUAUGAGACAGGAAGAGGAAAAAGGAGGGCCUAAGAGCGGUGGGCAUGGGACAUGAUGGAAAGCUAAAGACCUCAGUUCCUCGUCUAACACUGUAAGAUGUUUUCUGUCAAAAAAAAAACACUAAGAUGCUUUGUUUUGAGUUUCCUGAUGCCUCUCA
Messenger RNA from Triticum urartu, 2858 nucleotides. Its product is annotated as Glutathione S-transferase family protein. Gene Ontology annotation, molecular function: glutathione transferase activity. The record is from RefSeq and is a predicted model, not a curated record. Lineage: Eukaryota; Viridiplantae; Streptophyta; Magnoliopsida; Poales; Poaceae.